GCACUAGGGCCCCUGCGCCGAACGGCAGCUAUGGAGCAGGCACCUCCCGAGCCCGAGCGCCAGCUGCAGCCGGCGCCCACGGAGCCGCUGGGCCACCCCACUGCUGGACUGGAGACGGGGGUCGACGAGGAAGCGGAGGGGCCCCGGGAAGAGGGCCAGGGAGACGCCACGAUGACAGAAAAUAAUUUUUCGUUGAAAAAGAUAGAAAUUAGUGUUUCAGAAGCAGAAAAGCGAACUGGAAGAAAUGCCAUGAAUAUGCAAGAAACAUAUACCGCUUACCUCAUUGAAACAAGGUCAGUUGAAGAUGUUGAUGGUCAGAGUGUCCUAACAGACUCACUUUGGAGGCGGUAUAGUGAAUUUGAGUUGUUGAGAAACUACCUUUUAGUUUACUAUCCACAUAUUGUUGUGCCACCUCUACCAGAAAAAAGGGCAGAAUUUGUUUGGCAUAAACUCUCUGCUGACAAUAUGGACCCAGAUUUUGUGGAAAGACGACGAAUUGGUUUAGAAAACUUUCUCCUAAGAGUUGCUUCACAUCCCAUCCUUUGUAGAGACAAAAUCUUCUAUUUGUUUUUAACACAGGAAGGUAACUGGAAGGAGACUGUGAGUGAAACUGGGUUUCAGCUGAAGGCAGACUCCAGGUUAAAAGCGCUUAAUGCAACAUUCAGAGUGAAAAACCCAGACAAGAGAUUUACCGAACUAAAACACUACAGUGAUGAACUUCAGUCUGUCAUCUCACAUCUUCUUCGAGUCAGAGCUAGAGUAGCAGAUCGUCUCUAUGGUGUAUAUAAAGUACAUGGAAAUUAUGGGCGUGUUUUCAGUGAGUGGAGUGCCAUAGAAAAAGAAAUGGGUGAUGGACUACAGAGUGCUGGCCAUCAUAUGGAUGUGUAUGCAUCAUCUAUUGAUGAUAUUUUGGAAGAUGAAGAGCAUUAUGCAGAUCAGUUAAAGGAAUAUCUUUUUUAUGCAGAGGCACUGCGGGCUGUAUGCAGGAAACAUGAACUUAUGCAGUAUGACUUGGAGAUGGCUGCUCAGGACUUAGCAUCCAAGAAGCAGCAGUGUGAGGAACUGGCAACCGGGACUGUGAGAACAUUUUCUUUGAAGGGAAUGACUACGAAGCUUUUUGGUCAAGAAACUCCAGAGCAGAGAGAAGCCAGAAUAAAGGUGCUGGAAGAACAAAUCAGUGAAGGAGAACAACAGCUGAAGUCUAAAAAUCUGGAAGGCAGAGAAUUUGUGAAAAAUGCUUGGGCUGAUAUUGAACGCUUCAAGGAACAAAAGAACCAUGAUUUAAAGGAGGCCCUCAUAAGCUAUGCAGUCAUGCAGAUCAGUAUGUGCAAAAAGGGAAUACAAGUUUGGACCAAUGCUAAGGAAUGCUUUAGCAAGAUGUAAUCCUGUGAAGUGAAUUUCUCUUCAAUCAAAGUGCCCCAAAACAGAAGCACAAGUAGAAAAAAAAAAAUUAUAAGUUGCUAACCCAGUAAAUACAAAAAUAUUUAAUAAGUUGAAUAAUUCAACUUUCUUUGAUUUGAUUGUAGUUGUGUUAAUAUAGCACAAAAAGGAUGUCUUUCAGUGAAGAUUAAAUAUUAUAAUUUGAGGUUUUGGGGACUGGUGCUGAUUCCAAAAAGUUAAUUUGAUAAUAUAUACCAACAGAUUGUUUGUCAGGCUUCUGAACCAAUGAUUGAAUCUUAAGAUGUAAGAUAAUUUCUCGAUGUUCAUUUCAAUACCAAUUCUUUCAAAAAAUCUGUUUGUGUACAAACUUUUUCCCUAAGAUUGAAGUCCUAUCUUUCCUUGGUAACACCCAUUAAUCUGUUAUAGGGGGUUAUUUUUUCUUGCCUUAUAGUUGAGCUGUUUGGUUUGACAAAGCUCAGCAGAAACUUAGUGUGAAAUCUAAGAUUUUCCCCCACAUUCAUUGAUGCCCCCUGUAACAUUUGCGUAUACUAGAAAAUGCCUUCAAUUUGUGUUUUACCAGAAUUUUGAUACUGGUCGGAAAUUUUAUACUGCCAACAGAGAAGAUGCAACUUCUCAGAUAGAUAGUGGAAUACAUUGCUAUAUGAUCUAGAAAUUGCUAUAUAGGAAGUUUUAAUGUUGAGUAUAUUAUAUAUAAGCAUUAAAUUCUUCUCAGAUAUUUCUUAACCUCAAUGAUGAGCCUAAAUUUAUCUGCUUGGCUCUCCACAUAUGGCAUUUCAGGGUACAAGAUGUAGCAUUUCAGUGUAGGGGAUAUAUGUAGUAAAUGUGUCUUUGUGUUAGUAUCCUCAUUAACAUUUUUCAUUGCUUGGCUGUAAUUUUUGUAAAGAUAAAUUAUAUUGUUUUGUGUGUGUGUGUGUGUGUGUGUGUGUGUUUGUGAUAUAUGUUCAGAAGCCAAGUACCCUCAUUUUGCUAGCUUUGCAGAAUCUAAAAUGUGUACUCAUUAUUACUAAUAGUGUAAAAAAAUUUCCCCAGUCCUGUUUAGCAUUUGACUUUUUUACAUGUUUAAAUGUUGCUGGAUUUUUGUGCUGUUUGCCAAACUUAUAAAAUAAAUUAAAUAUUGUGCUGA
Messenger RNA from Talpa occidentalis (Iberian mole), 2524 nucleotides. It is a transcript of the gene SNX4, whose product is annotated as sorting nexin 4. The coding region runs from base 31 to 1383 and encodes 450 amino acids. NCBI's taxonomy places the organism in Eukaryota, Metazoa, Chordata, Mammalia, Eulipotyphla, Talpidae. The transcript is spliced from 14 exons. Gene Ontology annotation, molecular function: phosphatidylinositol binding. Gene Ontology annotation, biological process: protein transport. The record is from RefSeq and is a predicted model, not a curated record.